AUGCUUGGUGAAGAUACAAUCAGGUCGCUCAAGCGCUCCAAGAGCGAUGUCGAGGAUCUUGUCCCUAUGGGCGAGAGAACUCCGCCGCGUGACAGCGCUUCGAGCACCCCGCGGAACAGAAGCUCUCGUGCUUUCUCAAUAACUCGACUAACUGAGGGAUUCAGGAGAAAGGGAAGAUCAAGCUUCAGUCGCUCCAAUUCGUCCAUCGACAAGGAGACUAUUUCGAGCCCUAUUGCAGACUCGAGAAGCCCCUUGUGCCCGCCCACCUCCACCGAUUCUCUCGCCGCAUCCCCGUCGCCCUUGGUCUCAGCCAGAUCCAGCCCAAGCCCUCGCAAGCUCCUCGUAGCUACACGCCCAGCUGCUAAGCACACCUACUCUGUCUCUGACCCCACGAAUAACCACUCGCCGCCGACUCGACCACGCCUUGCCACCCACGUGCCACCGCCCUUGCUACCAACAGCGUCGAGCUUCGGCAGCGCAGACACGGUGGUAGGGAGUCCACUCGAGCGCAUUGCAGAGACUCCCUUCGACUGCGACCACGAUAGUGAGCACCUAGAUCUCGACCGAUUAGGCAGACAAUUGGCAAAAAUGGAGACAAUACGAGCUUCGCUGCUGCCGCCGGCCAUGACGACGGGCACCAAGGCUCGCGCCAUCCAGCAGGCGAAAGAGAUGGAAGCGCUGGUUGCAGAAAGAGCGAAGCGCAGUGGAGACGAGCCGCCGCAAUAUGACUUCUAUGAGCUCAUCGGCAAGGGUGCUUAUGGACGUGUGUUCAAAGGCAAGAGUCGCAAUACCGGAGGGCUUGUCGCGAUCAAGAUCAUCGACAUCGAUACCGUUGACUACCAGGAGAUGACCACAAAGAACCUGUCCGAGACACUUAAAGAGAUCGACAUCCUGCAGCAACUCAGGGACAGCAAAGCACGACCAUACGUGAACAUUAUCGAGGAAGCAAAGGCAGUUCACAACGAGCUAUGGAUCAUCAGCGAGUAUGCCAGCGGUGGUAGUGUGGCUACGCUAAUGAAGCCAAUGGCCAUGCUCAAGAACCCUGGACCCGGACUACCAGAGAAAUUCAUCAUUCCAAUUGCCCGUGAGCUAGCGCUUGGUCUGAAAUACAUCCACGAAGCCGGCGUCUUGCAUCGAGACAUGAAGGCCAAUAAUGUUCUUAUUCUGGAAGACGGUCGCGUACAGCUGUGCGAUUUUGGUGUGUCCGGUACUCUAGAGCCGCAGAAGUCGAAGCGUACCACCAUUGUAGGCACGCCCUUCUGGAUGGCUCCCGAACUUCAGCGAGAAUGGAUCAAGGAUGCAGACCCACACAGCUUAGCGAAGCCCAGAGAGAUCUUGUAUGGCUCUGAAGUCGACAUCUGGGCAUACGGGUGCACAGUGUACGAGAUGGCCUGUGGAUUUCCACCGCAUCAUCGGAGCGCACCAUUCGAUCUGCCAAACGCUGGAGUACCUCUUCUCGAGGGCGAGCGGUAUUCAGACGAGCUGAAGGACUUUUUGUCUUUUGUGCUUCAGCCUGAUCCUCAAGACCGCCCAACACCAGAUGAAAUUCUUGAGCAUGUUUAUCUCAAAGACACCACCAAGAUGUAUCCGACCGUGAUCCUGGUAAAGCUAGUGGAAGACUACUACCUCUGGGAGCAGCAAGGUGGUGCUCGUCAGUCACUUUUCAACGUCUUUGGUGCACAGGCUCCCGAUCCGCUCGCGCCAGAGAAUGAAGAUGAGGAUGAUGACGAUUGGACGUUCAGUACUUCAGAUGAGUUUGAGCAAGAGCAUUUACCGCAGUUCUCCGACCCGUUCGUAGGCGGUGAUGCGAGGCAGUCAUAUACUGGUAUGGGUCUACCUCCGGUGGCAGACAUGGGUCGCUUCGAACAGUUGCAAGCCCGUUUCAAGGAAGAGUCGAUCACAAGAGGACAGAGGCGUCUGAACAAGCUGUUCGACACAGAGACAACACCCUACAGAUACAGUAUGAUCGACGAGGAUGAUGAUGGUGGCAAAGGGCGUCCACCUUCAGACCUGGUCCUGCGCGAUUUCAAUCCCGGCGCACCGAACAGAGAGACAGUCAUCGACUUGGACUUCUCCCUCCCAUCAACCGAUGACAUGCCCAGCAUUGAUCUUGGUGAGGUACCUACCAUCAAAGCAAACCGCAUGAAGAGCUUAUUGCGUGAGAUGGAAGAAGAAGAUGCCCGCGAGAUCGCUCGUGAGAAAGAGGAACGGGAACAACGAGAAUUCGAAGAAGAGAAUCAGCUCACGAAGCGUGCGACACGAGACUGGACAUUUCCGUCUGCACCCGACAAUCGCAAGACGCAAGAGUGGACAUUUCCAUCGAUGGAAGCUCCAGCAGAGGAGCCAGACAACCGAAAGACGCUGGAGUGGUCUUUCCCUGCAGCGGAGCCGCCAAAUCGCAAGACGAUGGAGUGGUCGUUUCCAGCUGCUGAGCCUCCAAAGCCAAAUCGAAAGACGGUUGAGUGGACAUUCGAUGCCGCUAUGGCAGAAGCCAAUUACGAUGCCCCAAGAAACCGCACGUCCCGUCGUCGUGAGACCAAGGAGUACAUAUUCCCCGCAGCGACCGCACCAAUCGACGAGAACAGAAGCACUAUGGACUUCUCGUUUCCCAUGCGCAGUCCAAGUCCCAAGAGAACACGGGAUGGUAGUGGGACAGUGCUAGACUACCCAUCCCAGCCUACACUGGGUCCUGGCUUCCGACCAAGUCUGCGACAUGCUGCGACAGAGCCACCAUCUGACGACUUUCCACGUGUGAGCUCAGACCCGAACUCACCAUUGCGUUCAUCGAUGAUAGAUCUUGAUAUGGCUUCGGUUGAAGACUACCGCCCGUCAACAUCUGGAUCAGAGUCAACCUACACUGGAUCCAUCUACACUGCGAGCGAUAACCCCUUCAACCUCGAAGACCAGGUCCAGCUGUCGCAGAACAACCACCGUGCCUCAUUCCAUAUGAAGUCACAGUCCGAGCCUAAUCACGCUGUCCAAGGCCUGCUCACGCCCCAGCAAUACGACGAGCAAGGUCUUCCCACAACCCAGGACCCUCACCACCCAAGCAUGCACGCUCGUGGCGUGUCCUCCGUAUCACAAAUGCAGGCUCACCCUAAACCGCCAGCAACCUCGAUCCCACCACUCGCCGCUCACCGCCCGAACCAACGCUCCCAGCAGACCUGGGAUGGCUGGUCCCAUACGCACGCCUACGGCCUCGGCAGCGACGACCAAUCCCCCGCUAUGAGCGUAACGACGGAUACUUCGCUCGAGGAAGAAGACGUCGAUGAACUCUGGGAUACGUUCGAACGCCUCACGCUCCAGGCGCAGCGCAAAUACCAGUCCUACGCCCCCUUGCGCUCGAGCAGACGAACGGAGAGCAGAGACGACAUGUUGGACCCCCGCGCCGCCGGCCUGGGCCUAGGCGUAGGCAGCGACACAGACGACAACUACCCUUACACCUCCGACUCGUCAUCACCGCCCUAUGCGUUCCACCGUCACAGCCGAGUCAGCGCGGGACCCAACGGGCGCCCACUCGUCGAGUUCCCGAUCCCCAGGGGCCCCGACGUCGAGGCGCUGCUGGGCGUCGAAAGCGACCCGCGCGUCAUGCAGGACGUGCUGCUGAAGAGCGCCAUGGAACUCCGCGACGGCACGCGAGCCAGUAGGGAUCUGCUGCGCGCGAUGCGGUUGAGCGAGGUGGAGGAGGCCGCGGCCGCGGCCGCGGACGACGUCGAUCACAGUACCGUGCGAUUGCCUAGUCGGGGGAGAGAAUGA
Ascochyta rabiei is the source of this 3756-nucleotide messenger RNA. RefSeq lists its product as uncharacterized. The transcript has 2 exons. Gene Ontology annotation, biological process: protein phosphorylation. NCBI's taxonomy places the organism in Eukaryota, Fungi, Ascomycota, Dothideomycetes, Pleosporales, Didymellaceae. Gene Ontology annotation, molecular function: ATP binding; protein kinase activity. The record is from RefSeq and is a predicted model, not a curated record. The coding region runs from base 1 to 3756 and encodes 1251 amino acids.